AUGAGUGUCGAAAGGCCAUCGUCAGCCGAGAACCGUGGUCUGGCCUGUCAAAGCUGUCGGAAACGCAGAAGAAAGUGCGACUUCGAGUCACCAUGCUCGAAUUGCGUGCGACUGGGCAUCGAGUGUAUCCCGAGCGAUAAAGAUUUGAGGCGUAGACGCCAUUCCGUCGGGUAUUUGAAGUCGCUAGAGUCGCAGAUUGCGCAUUUGGAAGCCCUAGUGGAAGACCUCAGAGCUGGCGCCGAAACUAACGGCGAAAAAUCAGCCUCUAACGUUGCAGACACUAGGAUACCGCGCACAGUGCAGUGUUUGCAAGCCCGUGGAAGCAUAUAUCCAACUAACUCGCUCACGUUGCCCACAAAUCGAGUCGCAACAACGGCGUCGUCUCCUGUGGGCGACGGCACAACGACUGAGACCCCACGCGUGCGUCUGAAAAACAUGUCACGAAGCCCACUGGUUUUGCGUGCUUUAUCGUUAUUUUUCAAGUGGCUCUAUCCGGGCCACUACAGCUUCAUCCAUCGUGAGACGUUUCUGAGUGCGUUUUUCGGUGAUCCUGCAACCAAGGGCUACUAUUGUUCCGAAGAGUUGGUAUAUGCCAUCGCUGCUCUGGGUUCUGUUUUGUCCGACAAAUCUGAAGAGCUCCACCAGCAUGGUCCGCAGUACUACAACAUUGCCAAGACCAUCGCACUGCAGAAAAUAUUCCAACUCAACGACAGCUCUCUGGUAGGGUCUACGUCCUCUGCAAAACUCGCUAUUAUACAAACUCUGCUAUGUCUUGCAUUCUACGACAUUGGAAAUGGUGAAAACCCACUGGCCUGGUACUUAUCAGGACUUGCCUUUCGGAUAGCGCAUGAAAUCGGGCUUCAUUUGAACUUCGAGUCCUGGAGCAAUGUUUACGAAGACGAGUUGUCAAAUCUAGAUAUCGAGGUGCGCAGUAGGAUUUAUUGGGGCUGCUACAUCGCUGACCAUUUGAUCUGUGUGUUGUUCGGUCGAUCCACCAGUCUCAGACUGUCGAAUUCCACUGUUCCCGAAACUGAUGAGCUGCCCGAUGUCGAAACCGGCAUCGAAGAUUACUUGUACGAUGCCCGUGCUACAUUGUCUAUGGCCAAGCCACUCAAACAGCUGAUAGUUCUCUCCAGAAUCACGGAAUUGUUUGCAAGCAAGGUAUUCAUCCAUUCAGAGUCUAUGGCACGCCGAAGUGAAUUUUUACUAAGCUUCAAUUCUGAGAUAAACCUGUGGCGCACAAAACUGCCCAAGGAUCUCCAUUGGUCUAAGGAUUCGAUAAGCACCGUGUCUGAUUUUAACCCUACAAUUGCAUACCUAUGGUAUCAUUACUACGUGGUGCUGUUGUCCUACAACAAGCCUUUUGUCGAAGAGCUUACCGAAAGUAAAAAAAUCGUAGAAGAGACAAUUGAGGAGAUCUGCUUCACCUUGCGAGCUUUCAAGAAGAAGUGCGGCACCUACGAAAAGAGUACCGUUUACAUGGUGUAUUGUGCUAUUUUGGCCAUACAAUGCGGCAAAUCAGGCGGUGCCGGUAACAGUCUUUUGCCUGAACUCAAAGAUUUUUUGGUAUGUCCAACAUUGAACUAUGAACUGGGCAAGAAGUUUGUGGAAAAAGAAGUAGGCGACGAGUCCACAGAUCUGUUCGAUACUCUUUUACACGGCAAUGAUUUUGCACUGGAGUACAAUUUCGAUUUCACACUGCUGAACGAAAUAGAUACGCUAAUAGGAAAUUCGCAGGGCAAGCGUGGCUAA
This is a messenger RNA of Lachancea meyersii CBS 8951, 1752 nucleotides long. The record is from the annotation of a GenBank genome assembly. Lineage: Eukaryota; Fungi; Ascomycota; Saccharomycetes; Saccharomycetales; Saccharomycetaceae.